AUGAUCCACAGGACGGCCUCAUCACGGAGGCGUCGAGCCUCCAGGAGCGCCGCCACAUCACCGCACCGGAACAACAAUAGAAGGCCAAGCACGAUCCCGACUUCCGCAGGAGAGCAGAGGCAGAGGCGGGCAUCCAUCGCUGUGCCUGAGGAUACUUCGCCAACCGAAUUCGUCACGAUCACAGCAGCUGAUGACGACUCAGACCAGGAGAUUGAGGAGUACGACCGGAGCCCUCGGAACAGUCUUGUGCCCGAUGUUGAUAGGACACCCCGCAGGAGCCUUACCCCGGAAAUAUUUAACAGGAGUCCGAGGGGAAGUCUGGUACCAGAGUUCAACCGCAGCCCGCGAAACAGUAUCAUCCCAGACACCAGAGGUUCGAGAGCCAACCUCCUACAGGAGCCUCAAGGAUUCUCUAGAUCUCCAAGAGGUAGUCUUUGCCCAGAUGCCGAACUAUUCAGCAGAUCGAGGACCUCUCUAGUUCCAGAAGAUUUUAACCGAAGUCCUAGGAACAGCCUUGUACCGGAAUAUAACCGAAGUGCCCGCAACAGUUUAGUGCCUGAUGUCAGUCCUUCGAGGAGUCACAGGAAUAGUCUCGUGCCAGAUGUAAGCCCUAACAGGAGUCCAAGGGGCAGCAUCGCCCCUGAUCCGGGCCGCAGCCCUCGAGGUAGCAUUUGUGUAGUUCCUGAUGCCAACCGCAGCCCUAGAGGGAGUAUAGCUCCUGACCCAAACCGAAGCCCACGAGGUAGUAUAGCACCAGAGACGAAUCGGAGCCCAAGAGGGAGUAUAGUGCCUGAGACCAACAGGAGUCCAAGAGGAAGCCUCGUCCCAGAGCCGAACAAGAGUCCCCGAGGAAGCAUCGCAUCAGAUACGACCUUCAACCGAAGCCCGAGGAACAGCCUGCCCCUCCAGGAGAGUCCCUCCAUGAGGAGCCCAAGGGGCAGCAUCGGAUCAGGCAGCCUUCAGGACAACAGGAGCCCCAGGGGAAGUGUCGACAUUCCCUUACCAGGUAGUGUAUUAUUUAUUUUAUUAUGA
Molecule: messenger RNA, 1032 nt
Organism: Nezara viridula (southern green stink bug)
Lineage: Eukaryota; Metazoa; Arthropoda; Insecta; Hemiptera; Pentatomidae
Source: the annotation of a GenBank genome assembly